AUUUUACUCACUAAGUUUGUUACAUUUCCCUUUCCCGGGUGAACAUGCAAGGCAUCCAGUUUACAACGAGGUUCAACUAUUAUAAGUUGACGUCACUACUUCGUACACCUUCACACCACGCGCAGUCUUGGUUUCACAAAAACUCGCUCUCUAGGUACUAUUCCGCUACCAAUGAACCAAGGAAAAGGGACUGGAGACUAGCCGGACACCCUGCGCCUCUGUCCCUAGCAGAAGGAGAAAGUCUAGAUCUGAGUGAAGAUGAGCCACCCGCGAGGCGACGGAAGCGCGCGCCGGUGGAAAACACACCAGAGGAGUGGAGACGUCACCGUCUCGCCAUCAAGGAGGCUUUUCCUCAGGGGUGGUCCCCUCCACGUAAAUUAUCUCGUGAAGCCAUGGACGGUAUGCGUGCCAUGCAUAUCUAUGACAAGCGUACGUUUUCGACGCCGGUGCUUGCUGAGAAGUUCAAGAUCAGCCCGGAGGCUGUGCGCCGCAUCUUGCGGAGCAAGUGGGAACCGUCGAGAGAACAACGAGCGAGAUUUGCAGAACGGGAGCGACGGUCGAGAGAGGAACGAAAGAUGCAGAGUAGGCUUGAAGAGAAGAAACAGAACAUGGAACUGAUUUCUGAGACUGCCACGAUACCAGAGAGACCCAAUCGGAGAGAUGAGCGGCCAAAAGGGCUUAAUUCGAAGGAUAGGUUAUACUUUGGUUAACAAAAUUACUGGGAUCGACGGAUUGGCAUUGCUCGAUAUGUUCACACCUGCACGCUUAGCUUAUAUCAUCGAUCACAGAACCAUGUAACAUGCCCACCGUGUAAAAGCUUUUAUACAGAAAUGGAGCAUCGUAGCGCUACAUGGGAAUCGUCAAACAGGUGUAUUACUUUUAUCUAACCUAGAUUAUUGGGUC
This is a messenger RNA of Suillus fuscotomentosus, 903 nucleotides long. RefSeq lists its product as uncharacterized. Bases 45 to 710 code for a protein of 221 amino acids. The transcript has a single exon. Gene Ontology annotation, cellular component: nucleus. NCBI's taxonomy places the organism in Eukaryota, Fungi, Basidiomycota, Agaricomycetes, Boletales, Suillaceae. The record is from RefSeq and is a predicted model, not a curated record.